ACAGUUAGACGUGAUAAUUGUCUACUUGUUCAAAAUGUAAUCGAAACGUGCUUGAGAAAAGUGUUAAUUGAUCGAGAUGUUUCUGGGGCCGUAACAUACGCCAAGAAAACCAUCUCAGAUUUGCUUCAAAACAAAAUCGAUAUGUCACAACUUGUAAUAACUAAAGCCUUAAGUAAAUCCGAUUAUUCUGCCAAACAACCGCAUGUGGAAUUAGCUGAACGUAUGCGCAAACGUGACCCAGGUGAUCGCGUGGCUUACGUUAUUAUAAAGGGCACUAAAGGUGCAGCCGCUUACGAAAAGUCGGAAGAUCCAAUAUACGUAUUAGAAAACAACAUACCAAUAGACACUAGUUAUUACUUGGAAAACCAGUUAUCUAAACCAUUAUUACGAAUUUUUGAACCUAUCUUAGGCGACAAAGCAGAAUCUCUAC
This is a messenger RNA of Racocetra persica, 430 nucleotides long. The record is from the annotation of a GenBank genome assembly. Lineage: Eukaryota; Fungi; Glomeromycota; Glomeromycetes; Diversisporales; Gigasporaceae.